Molecule: messenger RNA, 630 nt
Organism: Rangifer tarandus platyrhynchus (Svalbard reindeer)
Lineage: Eukaryota; Metazoa; Chordata; Mammalia; Artiodactyla; Cervidae
Source: the annotation of a GenBank genome assembly
AUGUUUGGGUGCUCCGGCCGGAGGCAGCGCCAUGACUGGGAUGUGGCCCAAUGCGUAGGGACAGGCGGUCUCCUUAUGAUGGAAACAGCGGGUGAUCAGAAACCGAGGGGAUUUUCUGAGAACGAAGCUGUCAUCCUGAAGGAAGGCGCGUGGGAAUCUCAGCUCAGGGACCCAGCCUUCGAGGCCCUCCUUUUGCUCAUGGGAACAUUGCCUGAUGACACCGCAGGACGCAUCAGCCUAAAGUUAGCCAAUCCCCUGCGUUCAUAUUGUGGAUGGUUUUCCGCCUUAUAUGGAAUGUUUAAAAAUCAGUUCAUGGCAACAGCUUUCCGUGAUCGCGAUAACAUCCAGGAACAGUUGAGGAAGACUCAGCGCCGUGUGGCGCCCCCCAGCACCUCCUUGGAAAAGGCCGCCGCGACGCCGGCCAGUCGGGCCGCGGGUCCGCGCGCGCACGUCCUCGGGCGGCCGCCGUGGCCAACGCGCACGGUGACACGCCGGCUGGACGAGGCCCUUUGUCAGAAGCCGCGGGACCUGGCGUUUCCGCGCGACGGGAAAAACAAAGGGCUUCUGCCUGCCUGGCCGGGGUUGACAUUGGCUCACCCUCUGACCCCCGGGCGUUUGCAGGCAGAAUGA